Messenger RNA from Clupea harengus (Atlantic herring), 4113 nucleotides. RefSeq names its product solute carrier family 71 member 1-2 (gene slc71a1-2). NCBI's taxonomy places the organism in Eukaryota, Metazoa, Chordata, Actinopteri, Clupeiformes, Clupeidae. Gene Ontology annotation, molecular function: transmembrane transporter activity. The record is from RefSeq and is a predicted model, not a curated record. Gene Ontology annotation, cellular component: membrane. Gene Ontology annotation, biological process: transmembrane transport.
UGUUUUGUUCAGGAAGACGGAUCUGAGUGAGGUGGGGAUGUAGGAGCAAAUCAUUUAGCUAGCGUGCUAACGGUGAAGUCUAUUUGCAGGUUAGCAAACUGUUGUUUUUAAGGAUCAUCACACAGGUCCAACUCUGACAACGAGAAUGGAUAUAAGUUAACGAUGACUGGAGAGAAAAAGAAGAAAAAGCGGCUGAACCGCAGCAUUCUUCUGGCUAAGAAAAUUAUAAUAAAAGAUGGAGGCAGUCCACAGGGGAUUGGUGAGCCCAGCGUGUACCAUGCCGUGGUGGUCAUCUUCCUGGAGUUCUUCGCCUGGGGCCUACUCACCACCCCCAUGCUCACAGUUUUACGUCAGACAUUCCCUCACCACACAUUCCUGAUGAAUGGCCUUAUUCAUGGAGUCAAGGGUCUGCUGUCGUUUCUGAGCGCUCCUCUGAUUGGGGCGCUCUCAGACGUGUGGGGACGCAAGUCCUUCCUGCUGCUCACAGUCUUCUUCACCUGCGCACCCAUCCCCCUCAUGAAGAUCAGUCCCUGGUGGUACUUUGCUGUUAUUUCCAUGUCGGGCGUCUUUGCCGUCACCUUCUCUGUCAUCUUUGCAUAUGUAGCUGACAUCACACAGGAACAUGAGCGGAUCACUGCCUAUGGCUUGGUAUCAGCCACGUUUGCAGCCAGUCUGGUGACGAGCCCGGCCAUCGGCGCGUACCUGUCACAGGCGUAUGGCGACACGCUAGUAGUGAUCCUGGCCACGGCCAUCGCCCUGCUGGACAUAUGCUUCAUCCUGGUGGCCGUGCCCGAGUCUCUGCCCGAGAAGAUGAGGCCCGCCUCGUGGGGGGCACCCAUCUCCUGGGAGCAGGCCGAUCCCUUUGCAUCACUGCGGAAGGUCGGUCAGGAUUCUACUGUCCUCCUCAUCUGCAUCACUGUCUUCCUGUCUUAUCUCCCUGAGGCUGGCCAAUACUCCAGCUUCUUCCUCUAUCUCCGACAGAUCAUAGGGUUCUCACCAGAAACAGUUGCCGCCUUCAUUGCCGUGGUGGGAAUUCUCUCCAUCUUGGCUCAGACGGUGGUGUUGGGAAUCCUGAUGAGAUCCAUAGGGAAUAAGAACACUAUUCUCCUGGGUCUGGGCUUCCAGAUCCUGCAGCUAGCCUGGUAUGGCUUUGGCUCCCAGCCCUGGAUGAUGUGGGCAGCUGGAGCAGUGGCCGCCAUGUCGAGUAUCACAUUCCCAGCCAUCAGUGCCAUUGUGUCCCGCAACGCAGACCCCGACCAGCAGGGCGUGGUCCAGGGGAUGAUCACAGGGAUCCGGGGCCUGUGCAACGGCCUGGGCCCAGCGCUGUACGGUUUCGUCUUCUACCUGUUCCACGUGGAGCUCAACGAGAUGGACCCGGUCGAGGGCGUGGAGAAGGGGGCCAAGCCCAACAUGGCCAACCCCACUGAUGAGAGUGCCAUCAUCCCGGGGCCUCCCUUCCUGUUCGGGGCCUGCUCGGUGCUGCUCUCCCUGCUGGUGGCGCUCUUCAUUCCGGAGCACAACGAAGUGAACAUGCGGCCGGGCCGCUACAAGAAGCACAACAACGGAGCCCAGAGUCACGGCCACGGCCCGCAGGGGGGCAUCUGCGAGGGCAAGGAGCCUCUGCUGGAGGACAGCUGCGUAUAACCCCAGCCACCCCUGGUGGUGGUGAUUUAUAUGGGGUUUUGGGAGUGGAUGGGAAGUGUGUGUUGUUUUUUUUAGGGUGGGACAGGAGAAGGGGAAGGGGUAGAGGUAGUCUCAGGCCAGCAGGGUGGGUGGAGGAGAGGAGAGGAUGCACCCACCCACACACCCCCCUCGCAUCCACACUCUACCCACACCCCCCCGCCCGCCAUACCCUCCCCAACAUACCGCUCACCCCAUCUCCACUACUUUCACCCCACCCCACCUGCCAGACUGGUUUUGCAGUGCCCCUGGCUCUGGUGAGAGACUCCCACAGACCCCCAUGGGCCUUUCUCCGUUGCCUCUGGGCUGAUGUGUGGAGCCCUGAGACCCCACACAGGGAGCAGGGAGGCUGGGCAGAGAAGCAGGGCAAGCUGGGCCUUUCGCUUCACGUGGCUGUUCCUCUGAGACCGGACGCACCCUUGGCCUUCUGCACCAGGAAGCGGAUACUUGAGUGUCAAGGCUCACACUCUCGGAGACGCCAGCAAAAGCUGAAAUGAUCUUCAGUUGAAGGUUAUACAGAUACUAAGUUAAAUAUAGAUUUUUGUGGUUAGUUCUAUUGUUUAUUUUUUUCCUCCCCCUCUUUUCGUUCUUUUUUUUUUGUUUGUUUUAAAAAAAAAAAAAAUUAAACAUAGACCCAGAGACCAUUCAGCGCCGUUACAGUUCUUUGUCCAGAGACUUGAAAAGUUAGUUUUGUAUUGGGGAGUCCUCUGUGGAGACUGGUGGCGAGCCAAACUGUCAUCUUCUUCGUGUUCUGGUUUUGGUGUCAACAUUACGUUGGAUCGGUGGUGAAACGGUUCAUACCCUGCGGAACUCUUGUUUCAAAGCAGUAGCCUACAGCAGAGCACACUAUAGAUACAAUUUUAUACUGUGAGAAUUUAGUCUAUUUGAUACAAACACAGCUUAUUUGGAGAUCUGUAUUCUUGCACCACUGGUCCUGCCAGGGACAUGGGUCAUUACGCCCGUUUGUCAAAGCCGAACUGCUUCCACUCUUUCUCUCUCUUUCUCUCGGACACUGAAUGAAAGGCCAGUUUGGUCAUAUUUGUCUGUUCUCCUCCAAGGAUAGCUGUGUCAAAUGUUUUUAUUUAAAAGGAAAGGUUGCCUUUUAAGUGACUUCAUAUUGAUAUUACCUAACCCAAAUGAAGACUUAUGCUCUGAGAAGGGUGAGUAAUUGUUGAUAUAUAUCGCUCCCAUCGGAGCUCACAUACUCUUGAGUCUCGUUUGUGUCCACCUCGAUCACCCCCUCUCCCCGAUUUCUAGGUCCUCUGACGUGCGUGUGUGCGCGUGCGCGUGCAUGUGUCUGGGGCUAGAUUCAGUUUUUGGGCAAAGUGAUCACAUUCCCCAUCACAAACCGUCCCAUCAUGCUUUUGGUUAUCAUCAUGACCACUGAUGUUGCCAAUAAAACUCUAUGGAUGGAUAUCAUUAGAUCCUAUUAAAGAAUACAUCACCUACGUGCUGCUGCAGUAGACAGUAAAAGGUUACAUGUUCUGUGGUAUGAUAAGUCUGCAAAUGUGAUAUUUUGAGUAGACAGUUAACCUUUUCAAGGAUUCGUAUGUAAUCAGCUUCCAAGAUAUCAGACUACUCUGCAUCUUCUGUGCACUGUCUUUGGACGGAAGUGAUAUUUCAAUUACUGUAUUUAAUCUAAACUGUUAGUGUAUGUUUGAACAAUUGACUUUCCUACGUCGAACCUCAAGUGCAUUGAAUGAGCUAACAGAGCUACAUCACAAACACACUGCAGUAGGUAACAGACCUGGCAACAAGACUUUGGUUUGUUUAUUUUGUUUUGUUUUAUAUGGUUUUGUGGUAUGUUGGUUUUCUUUGUUUUGUAUAUUGUGUUUAAUUUUUUUUGUAGUUUAUUUUUUUUUAUUAUUAUUAUUAUUAUUAUUACAAUACAUUUGUAUGCAUUGUUGGUGCCAUUUUCCUUUCCUCCAGGGAAUCGAAUCACUGACAACAUUGAUGAGAAAACAAAUAGUGCAGUACGGGGUGGGCCGUGUCUUGCUCAUUUGUGCUUAACACAUUGGAAAUAACAUUUUGUGGCCUGGUUUGAUACUUACUUACUUAAUUGAUAUUUACCCUGAAAUUCUUGUUGAAUGUUACAGAAAAGUGUAAUCAUUUUUUAAAUUAACCACCAAUUUGUGCUCACUUUUAUGUUUUAACACAGAGAAAGCCAGAGGACUUUGUGUUCAAGGGGAUAUGGACUUGAUUCUUUUUUUUUUUUUUAGUGAUUCAACUGGACAUUCUUGCCUGUUCUCCUCUUAGAGCUGUCUGGUUUAUGGCCCAAAAAGAGACAAAAAAGAAAGAAAAAAAAAACAGACCUUUCUUUGUGCCUAAGUUUAGCUAAACUCUUAAUUAGCAAGAAUACGUUGAAAGUUGUGAACAUGUUGUAAAUAUUGGGAAUCUAAUGAAAAACUAUUUAUUAAAAUGUAAUGACAUUGA